This is a messenger RNA of Closterium sp. Naga37s-1, 158 nucleotides long. The record is from the annotation of a GenBank genome assembly. NCBI's taxonomy places the organism in Eukaryota, Viridiplantae, Streptophyta, Zygnematophyceae, Desmidiales, Closteriaceae.
UCGAUGGGUCUUAUGAUCUGUACACGUGGCAUUGCAACCAGAACGGGGUCCCUUUCUCCAACGCUGUCUUCACGCGCUUGAUUGCGGCGUCUUUGCGCCGCGAUGGGGAGGAUGUCCUUGUGCUGAAGCUCAAACAGAUUGCUUUUUGGCUGUAUGGG